This is a messenger RNA of Aspergillus brunneoviolaceus CBS 621.78, 2222 nucleotides long. RefSeq lists its product as uncharacterized. The record is from RefSeq and is a predicted model, not a curated record. Bases 377 to 1864 code for a protein of 495 amino acids. Lineage: Eukaryota; Fungi; Ascomycota; Eurotiomycetes; Eurotiales; Aspergillaceae. The transcript is spliced from 2 exons.
GAUUUUGAAUGUUGUUGAUGAUUACGAUGAUGAAACAAGUGUCAUGCUUCUGAAAAUCUCUCUGUGGCUAUCGUACAUCGCAGGUCAAAACUUCAAUCAUCCUACGACUACUGCGGAAAGCUGCGAGACCAAAGGCCUUAGAUAACCCUUGUUAUUCACUGCAUUUCUUCUGAUAUGCGCUAGCGCCUAGACGAUACGAGAUUUCAACCACUGGCUUGAAGACCGUUGUUGUUGCUGGGGUUGAGUCAACAAAGUAACACUUAACUAUCGCGUGCCUCCUUACGCCUCCUGCACUAUUUGAGUUAUUACAACCCUCUGGCCCAUGGGAGGCUGCAGAUCUGCCACGUUCUAGGCCUUGCUGCUCAGAUCCAUAACCAUGUCCAAACACUCACGACCUCAGGAUAGCUCCAUCUUAGGAGAGUCAUGGGUUAUCGCGUCGGCACAGCUUGCGGAGGGGCCUUCAGCCAGCAACAACAAAAAGACAAACAACAACCAUCAGACUGAGGCCUCCGAUACAACACCGCGCCCGACCAAGAGCCACCAUGAGAAUCUGACGGAAUCGAUAUCCACCUCGUGCGAAUCCAUAUCGGGACCAGAUCUUAUCAUGCCGUCAAUAUACGAAACUCCCAUCUGCGAGGGGUCCUGGAUCGCACCGACUGCAUCUCCUCAACGCGCUCUCCGACGCAGACACCAAGCCUCGUCCCCAUCACCGACCAGAAACUCGACGCAGCGUUCUUCAGCCAAAGCGACGGAAAGCGCGCCGCCCACAGUCGCACAGCAUGAAACAAUCAAUCGUCGCCCUUCCUUCACCCUCCCCAGCCGCGGGACCAUUCUUCGCAUAUUGCUGAACGUGCUCCUCAUCGCGGGCAUCAGCCACCUGCUCAUCCUCCCCGAAAUCAUCCAACAACACCAAUCCCUCUGCUCUCUCCCGGCCCUGGCAACCCUCUACCCAACCAGCUGUAUCCCUCUUUACCUCAAGCCCAACCACAUCAACAACAACAGGCCAGCCUCGAUAUCAACCCAGACGCCGCUCGAGACCCUCCUCAACAACACCCUCCGAACCAUGGCCCCGCACAGCACGACCCUCAAACACACCGAAUCCAAACUACGCGACAUCCACCAACUCCUCAAGAAACAGUACCCGGGAAGCAAGCACGAGCUGGACCUAGAAUUCUCCGGCUGUCUCGAAGCCACCCGCACGGCCACCCGGCGGUUCGACUCAUUGCACGCCGACCUCCGAUCGGCAGUGGACAGCCUGAUCGCCACGCGGGGCAGCGGUAGCGGUAGCGGUCGCGGUUCGGCGGCGCCGGCGGCGGCGACGACCGCCAACACCUCACCGGACGCGCGUCUCUCCACCACGCAACUCACGCGCCGGGAACAAUACGUCGAUCAACUGACGUCGCGCAUGCAAACUAAGGCCGACUCGUUGCUGGGGGACUUCGCCACCCUAGACGAUCACUUGGAGUCCAUUGCCGGUGUCGUCAAGCGGGAGACCAAUCGACUGGCCCGAAGGGGAAAUGAUGAUCACCAUCUCCAGGGUCCAGGGUCGUCCUCGUCUUCGGGGCUCAAAGGCAUGGUCGGCGCAUUGUUCGGGGGUGGUAGUGCGCGGUCGCAACCCCACACAAACAACAAGGAUAAUGAGGAUAAUGAUAGCAAUGACCACCACCACGAUGGCGAAGAUCAUCACUCCCCCCAACCGCCCGCAUCAAGCUCUCACCCCCACCAGCAUCACAACUACCCGCAGCUCCCCACCCUCUUCCAAGAGGCAGCGACCCGCCAUCAACCGGUCAUGGACGUGAUCAAGAAGCUAUCGGACGGGUUACAACGCCUCCAAAACAAGAAGGGGGGGAUGUUUCACUCUUGAUGUGGGUUAAUGAUGGCGCGUAUUCAAGUAAGACAUGUGUACGUCAUACCACGGUCCUCAUAAACCUGGCCUGCAUUUUUGAUAUCACGAUCGACAUGAGGAAAACCGAGAAGAAAAAUUCGCCCAACAAAGUAAUACCUGAUACGUCUUUCGCUGAUCGCAACACACGCAAUGAUGAGUACGAUGCAUCAUCUACACGGGGAAAUUCCACAAAUGCACGCGAUGUCGUAAACUCAUACAGUAAUCGCCAUACCUUGACAUCGGUUUGUUUCAGAGCUACACACAUUUGAUGCCCAGCGAUGAUCCAUAUCCAUAUGCAUGCAUAAGGCCAAGAGAAUUAGGAACCCCCACAUUUUCC